AUGUUUGGUAACACUAGAAAUAACAGUUUUUGGAGUACAUCUGGUCAACAGAACGCUCCUUUAUUCGGUAACAUGUCUGGUACUACUACAGGUUCCACCAGUUUGUUUGGCAAUACAUCUGGUACCACUAAUACAACAUCCGGAAGUCUAUUUGGUUCCAAUACUGGUACGUCUACUAGUACUGGUUUGUUUGGUACAACCACAAACAAUACAACGGGUGGUUUAUUUGGUUCUAAUAAUGCUACCUCCACUACUGGUACUGGAUUAUUUGGUAACACUACGGGUACAUCUACUACGACGUCUGGAGGUUUAUUCGGUAACAUGUCUGGUACUACUACAGGUUCCACCAGUUUGUUUGGCAAUACAUCUGGUACCACUAAUACAACUGCAUUCAACCAGAUUACGGGAAAUGAAGUGGCAACAUCUAUUACUACAGAUGGGGAUACAGUUAAUAAUGUAGCUUUCGGUCAAAAAAAUUCUCAGGAAGAGUACAGAUGGGAAUACUAUAAAAGGAAUGAUCCUAAUUUCAAAUCUAAUACAACGGGUGGUUUAUUUGGUUCUAAUAAUGCUACCUCCACUACUGGUACUGGAUUAUUUGGUAACACUACGGGUACAUCUACUACGACGUCUGGAGGUUUAUUCGGUAACAUGUCUGGUACUACUACAGGUUCCACCAGUUUGUUUGGCAAUACAUCUGGUACCACUAAUACAACAUCCGGAAGUCUAUUUGGUUCCAAUACUGGUACGUCUACUAGUACUGGUUUGUUUGGUACAACCACAAACAAUACAACGGGUGGUUUAUUUGGUUCUAAUAAUGCUACCUCCACUACUGGUACUGGAUUAUUUGGUAACACUACGGGUACAUCUACUACGACGUCUGGAGGUUUAUUCGGUAACAUGUCUGGUACUACUACAGGUUCCACCAGUUUGUUUGGCAAUACAUCUGGUACCACUAAUACAACAUCCGGAAGUCUAUUUGGUUCCAAUACUGGUACGUCUACUAGUACUGGUUUGUUUGGUACAACCACAAACAAUACAACGGGUGGUUUAUUUGGUUCUAAUAAUGCUACCUCCACUACUGGUACUGGAUUAUUUGGUAACACUACGGGUACAUCUACUACGACGUCUGGAGGUUUAUUCGGUAACAUGUCUGGUACUACUACAGGUUCCACCAGUUUGUUUGGCAAUACAUCUGGUACCACUAAUACAACAUCCGGAAGUCUAUUUGGUUCCAAUACUGGUACGUCUACUAGUACUGGUUUGUUUGGUACAACCACAAACAAUACAACGGGUGGUUUAUUUGGUUCUAAUAAUGCUACCUCCACUACUGGUACUGGAUUAUUUGGUAACACUACGGGUACAUCUACUACGACGUCUGGAGGUUUAUUCGGUAACAUGUCUGGUACUACUACAGGUUCCACCAGUUUGUUUGGCAAUACAUCUGGUACCACUAAUACAACAUCCGGAAGUCUAUUUGGUUCCAAUACUGGUACGUCUACUAGUACUGGUUUGUUUGGUACAACCACAAACAAUACUAACGGGCAAGUCUCCAAAAAUAUUAGUAGAGUGGGCAACUUUCUAUUGAACUGGGAUUUUGGUGCACAAUCCCCUGGAGUUGCUAGUUUCUGGUCAACCCAUAUUGACAUACCUGUUGAGGCUCAAGAACAUCUGAAGAAACUAAGCGAGCUUAGGAACAAAAAUCAGUUAUUAUCACAUGAAUCUACAAUUUCUACUAGGGCUAAUCCAUCACAUAAAGAAAUCCAAGAUAGAUUUGGUCUACGUAAAAUAUUGAAGGACCUAGGAAUUCAAACUACACGCUAUUCUUUACCUCAGCAGUAUUUUGAGAUUGAUUCAACUCCUACAAAAGUCAUAAAUGAAUGGAGUUUUAGCACACAAUCCAAUAACCAAAUGGAAGAUAAACUUACGGAGGGAUUCAGUACAUUGCCGGUCAGAGGUGCUUCCAAGAAUUAUUACAGUGGUACAGAGAUAUAUACCACUGAGAAAUUCAUACCUUUGCACAAUGGUGGCAUAAAUGAGAUUGAAUCUCUUAGAUUUUAUGCUACGGCUGGCAAACUAACAGACUUAAAUACAGAAUCGAACGUACCUGAUCAAAUAUUCACAUUUCCUAAUUUCAACUCGGAUAAGGACUUAACAUUAGACGACAUAUCUCAAAGAGGAAGAAAUCGAGGGCAUCUUGAUGAUAUUUAUAAGCUAAAAGGUUCAAACAUCACAAAUGAAAUGACUGCACUCCAUUCAGAGAUUGAAAACACCACUAUGGAUGUUAGCACUACUACAAAUCCUCCUACCCUUUCUAAGCCAAAAUACACAACCAAACCAACUAUAGAAUCUCUCCAACUUAUGAACGAUAAACAGCUUUCAGAAGUUUUGGAUUUCCAAAUAAUUCACGAUGAGUAUGGUGACAUUUUGUGGCCGGGUUACACUGAUCUGCGAAGUUUGAACCUUGAUGAAAUUAUCGACAUUUCAUAUCGCAAAAUUACAGCUUAUUCUAAUACAGCUAUGGUACAUCCGGUAGGAAGGGGUUUGAAUAAGGAUGUAAUUAUAACUUUUCGUGGAUGUGUACCUCAAAAUUUCGAUGAAAGGCAAUCUAUAACAUCUCAAGUCAGUAAAAUGGAAAAAUUAAAAAGAUAUACGGAAUCUAUUGGUGGGAAAUUCAUAUUAGCCAAUUUUAGGGCCGGAAUUUGGACAUUUUCACUCCCAUAUUUCAUUUCGGAGAGCGAGAUAGACAAAGGCAAACAUUCACCUUUUUACUUUGAAGCGAAUCUCGCUGACUAGUUUUUAUAUACAUUAUUCUAAUGUAAUAUCUCGUUU
Messenger RNA from Theileria equi strain WA, 2829 nucleotides. RefSeq lists its product as hypothetical. The record is from RefSeq and is a predicted model, not a curated record. Gene Ontology annotation, biological process: post-transcriptional tethering of RNA polymerase II gene DNA at nuclear periphery; protein import into nucleus; RNA export from nucleus. Lineage: Eukaryota; Apicomplexa; Aconoidasida; Piroplasmida; Theileriidae. Gene Ontology annotation, molecular function: structural constituent of nuclear pore. Bases 1 to 2793 code for a protein of 930 amino acids. Gene Ontology annotation, cellular component: nuclear pore; nuclear pore cytoplasmic filaments. The transcript has a single exon.